Messenger RNA from Linepithema humile (Argentine ant), 6847 nucleotides. RefSeq names its product tyrosine-protein kinase-like otk. Gene Ontology annotation, molecular function: cell-cell adhesion mediator activity; protein kinase activity; ATP binding. The record is from RefSeq and is a predicted model, not a curated record. NCBI's taxonomy places the organism in Eukaryota, Metazoa, Arthropoda, Insecta, Hymenoptera, Formicidae. Gene Ontology annotation, biological process: homophilic cell-cell adhesion; axon guidance; protein phosphorylation. Gene Ontology annotation, cellular component: axon; plasma membrane.
UUCACGCCGGUCGGUUCUCAGUUGAUUUUGGUUUGCGCGCUCGUCGUUUUGCCGUUACAAAUUAACGUGGAACAAACAUAAAAUGAUUGCGUCGUAACUCUGGCCGUGAGCCACUAGUGUUUUCUCUUGCACGACAAUUGUAUUCACUUCAACUGGUUCGUACGAAACGAAGAGGAUGCGGCGCAUUAUGGUUAUGUUGCCCCUGCUUCUCUGCAUGUUGGCAUUCUCUCACGGCCAGGUCUCUCAAAACGGUGAUCUUUACUUUUCGGUGAGCCCUGCGGAGCAUUCGGUUGUCGAGGGACUUUCUGUUCGCUUGAGAUGCGAGGCUGAGCCAAGAAAUCUCGUCAAAUACUCGUGGAAAAGAGAGGGAAAACCGCUUGCUCCAAAUCCACGGAGUCAUCAAAUUGAUGGCGAUCUAAAUAUCACCAGAGCUCAUCGAAUGGACAGCGGAAACUAUGUCUGCGUGGCCACACACGAGGAGACCGGCCGCUCGAUUGAGAGCUCGCCUGCCAAGAUCGACGUUCAAUGGAUCGGCGAGGCGAGCGUGCGGCUGCAUGAACCAAAAUUAUCCGACGCGAUCCGCGUGGGCAACGAAAUCGAGCUUGAAUGUCACGUCGACGGGACUGGCGAAAAGACAUACGAGUGGUUCAAAAAUACGGAAAACGUGCCACUGGGCGAGCAUAUCGAGAUAAAGAAAAACAAACUGAACGUAUUGCACAUACAUCAAGCGGUUGCCGAGGAUAGUGGCAUGUAUACCUGCCUGGCCAAGAACGAGGCGGGAUCCGCAGUGACCGAGAGCUAUCCGUUAAUCGUUUCCGGAAACGAAACUGCAGUGCUUAAGACCAUUCCGAGAAACCUGAUUGCCAAGCGUGGCGAACCAGCUGCCCUGCAUUGCAAAUUCGAGGACGCCGAUGAAAUGCUUUGGUUCUUGAAGGAUGUCGGUCAAUUGACGUCCGACGAUGAACGGACGAUUUUUCAAAAUGGUUCUCUCUUGAUACACGCCGUCGAACAAAGGGACCAGGGAUUUUACUCCUGUCAUGGAAUAAGAGACGAGAGUAAAGUCAGUUAUACGGUGGAAUUACAAAUUGCCUAUUUAUUAAACUUUUCAACGGACGCCUUCGAACCGAGACUUCCCACUCAGUUGGCGAUUGUCGGCGAGGAUCAAGAAUUCCAGAUAAGCUGUCUGGCGCCCUUGGGGGUUCCGCCGCCUAAAGUUUAUUGGAGAGAUCCCAUGGGACAUAUAAUAAGUGACACCGGCCCAAUUCGCGUUCAAGAUGAGACGCUCAUCAUUGCGAAAGCACGAAUGGGCGAGGACGAGGGCAAUUACACCUGCACGGCCGAGAAUCUCGCCGGUGAAACGGAUACAUCCGUCCAAAUAAUUAUAUCCACGCCACCGAAUAUCAUAAGUUCCCCGGUGUCGCUCAAUGCGUUGGAAGGUGACUCCGUGACGUUAAGUUGUUCGUAUUCCGGCUUGGAACCAUCGGUGACGCCGCACGUGCACUGGUUAAAGGACGGGUCUCAAUUGAAGGAGUUGAGCGGUCUGGCGAGAUACCGCGUAAUCGAUAAUCACGGCAAUGUUACCUUGCACUUCAAGAGCGUCGAUCUGUCUGACAAAGGACACUACAUGUGCCAGGUAUUCACCGCGGGAUUCCCGUCCGUGUUUUCGGACCCCGCUAUGCUCGUCGUCGAGGAAAGGCUGAAAUUCUCGCCGCAGCCCGUCAAUAAACGCCUGGAGCUCGGCACGACGGCGAAGGUGUCGUGCAAAGCCCAGGGUGCCACAAAUCCCACGGUGAAAUGGGUGAAGGAAGGCCUGAACGAGGACGAGGAAUUCCCUAAGCACGUUCAGGAUAUCAACGGCACUCUGCACUUUAACGGCGUGCUGGAAGAGGACAAGGGUCAAUACACUUGCAUCGCGAGCAACGCUCAGGGAUCCAUUAAUCAUACGAUUAGCAUCGAUGUAGGUCUCGCGCCCAAGUUCACGAUACAGCCGCAAAAUCCGACGGAGGCGAUCGAGGGCUAUCCUGUGAUGUUACACUGUGCCGCCGAGGGUGAUCCCACGCCGACCAUUCGAUGGGACAAGGAUUCUACUAUGAACAAUUUUGAUAAUACUCGAUUCAGUAUAUUAGUUAACGGAAGUUUGUACAUUAAAGAGGUAUAUCUUAGUGACGAGGGGAAGUAUGGUUGUACCGCUGGUAAUAGAAUUGGUGGAUUGAAGCGAGAAGAGGUUCAAUUAAUUGUAAAAGCUGGAGAUGGUUAUAGAACCGAUAUGGACUUAGAAGCCAAUGAUGACGGUUCAAUGAUGACUAAGACUGUGACGAUUACUCUGAGCGCUGCCGCGGCGUACAUGGUGCUCGUCGUUGGCCUCAUGUUGUACUGUCGCUACCGACGUCGUCGUAGGAAGCAGCAAUAUUUACAGGAACAAACAGAAAAUAAAAUGGAGAACGGCGACGUACAAGAGGAACAAACAGAAUUGAAGGAAACCGGCAAUAAAAUGAAUUCAACAAGCAAGAAAAAGGAGAAUCGCGAUUCUCACAAUAAGAGCGACGGCGCGGACACAGCCCAGAGCCAGAGUAGUAAUCAAUCUAAGAAAUCCAAGUCAAAUUAUGACAAGCUCGCUGUUUCGCGAAACAACCUGAAAGAACUGAAACCUCUCGGUCGAGGCGAAUUCGGCGAGAUCUAUUCUACGAAGUUUCAGACCGAUGGCGACAAGGAAUCCACUGUCAUGGUCAAGAGUCUUACGAGCACGAAGGACGAGGCUGCUCUCCUGGAAUUUAAGCGUCAUUUGGAUCUCCUUCACAAACUUGAUCACGAGAAUGUCGUCAAGUUGAUCGGUAUUUGUCGAGAGGAGGAACCUGACUACAUGAUCCUAGAAUACACCGACUGGGGCGACCUGAAGCAAUUCUUGAUUGCUUCGCGAAAAGACAACAAUCCCAGUCCGACGCAUGAAUCGAAACCGCCGCGCGCGCCUCAGCUAUCGGUGGCGCAGAUACUAUCGCUGUCGAAUCAGGCUGCGAAGGGUCUGAAACAUUUGGCCGACAACCGACUGGUUCACAAGGACAUAGCCGCGCGUAACUGCCUGAUCGCCAGCAACCUGACGAUCAAGAUCUCUCUGCCGUGCAUGACCAAAGAGCCGUAUCAGCAAGAAUACACAAAACAUCGGAACCAAGUAAUCCCACUAAGAUGGCUGCCCUACGAGGCUGUAUAUGAAGACGAGUAUUCCACCAAGAGCGAUGUAUACUCGUUCUCGUGUCUAGUCUGGGAGAUGUUCCAUCAAGGUGAAUUGCCAUUCAACAAGAUAAAUGACGAGUCCAUACUGGCUCAGCUUAAGGCGCAAGCACUCACGUGGAAGCCGCACAAGGCGGCGCCGCCGGCUCUUCAAGAGCUGCAAACUCAGUGUUGGGCGAAUGAUCCGCGCGAGAGACCAACGUUCGACGAGGUGGUUUCGAAAAUCGGCGAAAUUGUGGUCGACAGCUGCUUGUAGGCUAGAAUCGUGGCGGAAUUGUGCGAGGCUCUAAACAUCAGAAAAUACUGCAAUAAGGGUAAUGAUUGUGCGGAGCUGCAUGUCGAGAGGUAAGGCUGACAAGCGCCGAUGAUCGCGCGGCGAUGAUCUCUUCCGAAACGAGGAAGAGGGUUCUCAAGAAUGCCGCGGCUUCGCGCGCGCGUGAGAAUAAUUAACCGGCUUUUAUAUUAACGCUUUGUAUCAAUUAUAUAUAUGCAUAAUGGAUCAUAGAGAACACCACCUCUCUUUUGUAAAUGAAAAGUGCUUGCUCAUUAAUCAUUGAAUGCGCGGGGAUUAUAUGUUUUAAUGACGUUGCUAAGCAGGUAUGCCUGAAUCGUAUCGCUAAGCGUGAUGUAUAGACUACGUGGGAAUUUUCAAUUCACGCGUGUCGUCGUAUGUAUCGUUCAAUACGUUUAUACAUGAUCGAAUGAACAACACUUCCACUGUACGAAGAAUUUCGAUAUAUUUUGUAUAUGAAGCUCGGGCUUCACAGAUUCAUUUACUAUCAUUUUGAAUAUUUUUUUUAAUUUUUUAUCUCGUGAGAACAAAUCUCGUCGUUUUCCAAAAUGUAAACGUAAUCGAAUAUUUUACGCGAUCAACGGUAUCUCUGUCUAUAUUGCUUCCGUAAUUUUAUAGGCAGGACAUAGUGAGAUUGUUAGUUCCACAAUAAUUAUUCGUAUUACAGUAUUUUAUCGCGUCCACUAGCUUGAUAAGGAAAUAGUAUUUAUUUCGAACAGCAUCUCCGUUCCAAUGACUGGUUUAUCGUUGGAUUAAGCAACAAUCUGCAUGGGCCCAUUACACGUUAUUACGCAAUUAAUGCAAUACUUAGUAGACAGUAUAUAAUAAUAGGUAUGAUCACCACACAUCGAAUAUUCGUAAGAUACAUUAAUUGUUAGAUGAGCCGAAAACUGAUGACGGGAAUGAUUAAUCGUAUCGGACGAAAUUUAGCGGACGAUAUCGAUUGAACGUCGGUGAUCAGACUCGGUGCUGACAUGCAUAUUAAGAAAGUAUCACGACCAUAUCACUAUAUCGAAUAACGAAGGAAAUCUUAUCUCCGCCUAUUUACUUCUACAUCGCGCUACAUCGCUAAGACAUAAAAUUGAAGAAUUAUUUAUAAUAUAUAUUUAUGUGUAAUAAGAACGCAAAUCGACCAUUUGUAUUCGACGGAAAUAACGGCCUUGUACAUACCGAUGGUAUAUACGUGUAAGUUCUUUUUAAGUACGAAAAACUAGCAUGAAUCGUCGUGUUAAUCUUUGUUCAAACAAUUCGAUUUUUUUUCCCGAUGAUCUUUUAAUGCUCGAAGGAAUUUUUCGUCGUAUUAAUAUCAGAGAUAAAGGGUUUUGCAGCGCGUACGUUUAAAUGCUGAUGCGCAAGGAAACGAUAAUAAGAUACAGCAUAUACAACACGAAAGCCUAUUUUUACAUAUGGAAAUUAGAAUCAAUCAGAUCGGACGAGGAGAGAAGUAUCGCUCGCGAUAUUUUUGCAUCCGGGAUUUACGCUUUGAUAUAUAGCGCGAACAAUCUAAUGCAAUGGUCCAAUAACAAGAAUAUUCCGAAUACAUAUUCGACUCCAUAUUACACGAUUUGUACAACGAAAAUUGACGUUCGUAUCUUAACAGUACAUAAGCUAUAAUAUUGUCCCUACUUCCACAUUUAAUUCUACUGUAAGGAAUACUCAUAAAACUAUUAUAGCGCGCAUUUGCUUCCUUCGUUUUAUACAAGACUUUGAUGAAGAUAUUGAUGAUCUCAAAAGAGAUAGUUCGAAGGGGGUACAAAAGACAACAUCUUUUUUAGUCAUGCAAGAUAGCAAUGCUCACAAUAGUAACAAAUGAUAAGAAAUAAUUGUGAUUUUAUAACUUGUCCCGCUUCGGACAUAUAUGUGUUACAUGUACUUGGCUCUAAUAACUUAUUAAAGAUUAACGCGCACAGAGCCAUGCAAAAAGAACGUAACUGCAUUCGGUUUCGUCGAUCGCGUAUGUAUAUAUAUAUAUGAGGUAUACUUUAUAAUUUAUAGUUUUUGAAACCAAAAAAAAAAGAGAGAUUGGAAUGCCUUGCUAGUUCAUUAUCGCUGAUUGUCGAUCUUUAUCGUGGUUUUAAAAUAUAGAGCAAUGUCUUUAUUGAUAAAUAAUAUAUUGAUAAACCAUGAAUUGAAAUCAGUUUGUUCAAUUCUAAUAAGUUAUUUUGAAAUAUUUAUCAUUGUGUGCUAUGUCGUCUAGAAAUUAAAAAAAAAAUUUUUUUUAGAAAGAAAUGUUUUAUUCAAAGAGCAACUAAGCGAAUCGUCGGCUCUGUGCAUGCUGAUAUAAGUAUAAUGUAUCAUAUACGCGCAUAUAAAUGAACGAAGCAUUGAAGUCACUCUGCAAAUGGCCACGAAUCUACAUAAUGUUAAAAGAUCAUAAUCAUGAUAAAUAUGAUCGUUCUCUAAUCUAAAGCACGUUAUACCGAGCGUAGCGUACAAAUCACGAAAACAUUUCGCCUGUGAAAUAGGCCCGUGUCUCCGUGAGCGCUUUAAUUAAGAAUAUGUAAGAGCACAAAAUGAAUAAUCUUUCAAGAUAAUGGAUUAUCAGAGCUCGUAAUGUCUCGGCGAGCGAAUCUUGUAAUGCUUCCUAAAUGUUCGCUAUAUUAUAUGUCAAGAAAUACUCUUGUGAUCAGUGAUGGCGAGCAUGCUUAGAGAUUACUGCGAAAUUUUUUUUACCUAUUUUUCAUAUUUUAUUUCACGAAGUCUCGACAGACUUAAAGAUGGUUAAAAUUAUUCGAAUGGAAAAUUAAUUUAAAGUAUUUCUACAAUUCAAAUAUAAUUCGAUAUUUUUAUCGAACAGAAAUUUUUGUGGAAAGUGAAACAUCUGAAAAAGAAUCGAGCUAUAUGUGGAAUGUGCGAUAAGGCAUGUCUGAAUGCAAGACGGUAUCCUAAGCAAAUAUUCAUACUUACGACCCAUCAUUGCUUGUAACAUAAAUUACACUAGGAUCUUGCAGCUAUCCAGCCCGCACUCUACGAAUACAUAAAAUUAAAGCCAAUUAUUCAAGUCCCCAUGUGCUCAUAUAAUUCGCUCAGAUAUUUAUCGUAAACGACCACCACUGCCAUAAAGAUAGCGACAAGGCAAGGAAGGUAGCAAUGAAUUAUACACGAAAAGCUACCUAUUAUGUCUAAUAUGUAAUAUGUCUAGUCAUACAUGGUGACAGAGUGAACAGCGUACGAAAAGCUCAUUUGAAUAACGUUCAUAUCCUUAGGCGUUCCAAAUCGAUUUUUUUUACAAUAUUUUGUAAAUAUUUGUACUUUUUUAUCUAUAUCUCUCAUACUUAUGAAUUUUUGGAAUAGUAUGUGCUACGAUUAAAUAAAGAAAAAAAACAAGUA